AUGGAUGUCAGUAACCGGCCUUUAACUUUAGAAUCAAAAGUGGACCAGCAGAGCUCAGAGGUUCCCAGUGGUCAGUCUGCCCAGCAGCAUCAAACACAGCUGGAUUCCAUAUUUAUGCUGCUGGAGGACAACAUCAUCACUUUUGUGAAGAACGAGCUGAAGAAGAUCCAGAAGGCUCUGAAUCCAAAUAAGCCCCAGUGCUUGGAGUUUCAGAGGGAGGAUGAUGAGCAGAGGAGCAGCAGAGAGGCAUUUGUGAUGCUCACAGUGGACUUCCUGAGGAGAAUGAAGCAAGAAGAGCUGGCUGACCAACUGCAGAGCAUUUGUCAUCCUAACCUUAAAUCUGCUCUGAAGAAGAAGUUCCAGUGUGUGUUUGAGGGCAUCGCUAAAGCAGGAAACCCAACCCUUCUGAAUCAGAUCUACACAGAGCUCUACAUCACAGAGGGCGGGACUGCAGAGGUCAAUGAUGAACAUGAGGUCAGACAGAUUGAAACAGCAUCCAGGAAACCAGACAGACCAGAAACAACAAUCAGACAAGAAGACCUCUUUAAAGCCUCACCUGGAAGAGAUGAACCAAUCAGAACAGUGCUGACAAAGGGAGUGGCUGGCAUUGGGAAAACAGUCUUAACACAGAAAUACACCCUGGACUGGGCUGAAGACAAAGCCAACCAGGACAUCCACUUCAUAUUUCCAUUCACUUUCAGAGAGCUGAAUGUGCUGAAAGAGGAAAAGUUCAGCUUGGUGGAACUUGUUCAUCACUUCUUUACUGAAACCAAAGAAGCAGGAAUCUGCAGCUUUGAAGACUUCCAGGUUGUGUUCAUCUUUGAUGGUCUGGAUGAGUGUCGACUUCCUCUGGACUUCCACAAAACUACAAUCCUAACUGACCCUAGAAAGUCCACCUCAGUGGAUGUACUGCUGAUAAACCUCAUCAGGGGGAAACUGCUUCCCUCUGCUCGUCUCUGGAUAACGACACGACCUGCAGCAGCCAAUCAGAUCCCUCCUGACUGUGUUGGCAUGGUGACAGAGGUCAGAGGGUUCACUGACCCAAAGAAGGAGGAGUACUUCAGGAAGAGAUUCAGAGAUGAGGAGCAGGCCAGCAGGAUCAUCUCCCACAUCAAGACAUCACGAAGUCUCCACAUCAUGUGCCACAUCCCAGUCUUCUGCUGGAUCACUGCUACAGUUCUGGAGGAUGUGCUGGAAACCAGAGAGGACGGGCAGCUGCCCAAGACCCUGACUGAGAUGUACAUCCACUUCCUGGUGGUUCAGGCCAAAGUGAAGAAGGUCAAGUAUGAUGGAGGAGCUGAGACAGAUCCACACUGGAGUCCAGAGAGCAGGAAGAUGAUUGAGUCUCUGGGAAAACUAGCUUUUGAUCAGCUGCAGAAAGGAAACCUGAUCUUCUAUGAAUCAGACCUGACAGAGUGUGGCAUCGAUAUCAGAGCAGCCUCAGUGUACUCAGGAGUGUUCACACAGAUCUUUAAAGAGGAGAGAGGAUUGUACCAGGACAAGGUGUUCUGCUUCAUCCAUCUGAGUGUUCAAGAGUUUCUGGCUGCUCUUCAUGUCCAUCUGACCUUCAUCAACUCUGGACUCAAUCUGCUGGAAGAACAACAAAUAACCUCUAAGAAAUCUAAAUUAUUUAACAAACCAAAACUCCAAUCUCUCCACCAGAGUGCUGUGAACAAGGCCUUACAGAGUCCAAAUGGCCACCUGGACUUGUUCCUCCGCUUCCUCCUGGGUCUUUCACUGGAGACCAAUCAGAAUCUCCUACGAGGUCUUCUGACACAGACAGGAAGUAGCUCACAGACCAAUCAGGAAACAGUCCAGUACAUCAAGGAGAAACUCAGUGAUAAUCUACUGUGCCUCUGUAACUUGUCGGAAAGAAGCUAUGAAGCUCUGUCCUUAGUUCUCAGCUCCCAGUCCUCUUGUCUGAAAGAGCUGGACUUAAGUAACAACAACCAGCAGGAUUCAGCAGUGAAGUUUCUUUAUGCUGGACUGAGAAGUCCACUCUGUGAACUGAAUACUCUGAGACUGAGUCACUGUCCGUUCUCAGAGAGAGGCUAUGAAGCUCUGUCCUCACUUCUCAGCUCCCAGUCCUCUAGUCUGAGCGUGCUGGACCUGAGUAACUCUGACCUGCAGGAUUCAGGAGUGAAGUUUCUGUGUGCUGGAUUGAAGAGUCCACACUGUAAAAUGGAAACUCUCAGAAUAAGAAUGAAGCAAAUUUACAGAGUUCCUUUCGAGAGAAACACAGAACGUGUAAAGCAACUGCGAUAUGACUGUGUGCAGAGAGUGAUGGAAAUAGAAGCAGAUGCAAUGGGACAUGAGCUACUUUUUGUGGAUGAGGCCGGUUUUAACCUCAGUAAAACCAGGAGACGUGGCAGGAACAUUAUUGGACACCGUGCCAUCAUCAAUGUCCCAGGACAACGUGGUGGUAACAUAACCAUGUGUGCAGCUAUAAGCCAAAAUGGUGUUGUUCACCAUCAUGCAACCAUAGGCCCAUACAACACUGCACACAUUAUUGCAUUCCUGGACACCUUGCAUGACAUGCUCACUGUUCAGAGACCAGAGCAGACCCGAUAUGUCAUCAUAUGGGACAAUGUUAGUUUCCAUAGGGCUGCUUUGGUCCGCAACUGGUUUACAGACCACCCAUCCUUCAUGGCACUCAACCUCCCUCCAUACUCUCCAUUCUUGAAUCCCAUCGAGGAGUUCUUCUCUGCCUGGCGCUGGAAAGUGUACGACCGUCAUCCUCAUCAACAGGUAGCCCUUUUACAGGCAAUGGAGGAGGCAUGUGGAGAUAUUGACCAGGCAUCAUUGAUAAAGAAAUGUGUUCACAGAGAGAGGAAGAGGAGUGGUGUUUGUGAGGAGGAGCAGCUGUCCUGCUGUGCUUUGUGUCAGGACGUCCUGAAGGAUCCAGUCUCUACCAGCUGUGGACACUGGUUCUGCAGACAGUGCAUCUCCUCAUACUGGGACCAGUCUGCUUCAUCAGGAGACUCCUCCUGUCCCCAGUGUGGAGAAAGAUCCAGAAGCAGAGCUGGACUGCAGACAGCCAGUCAGAGCAGCUGUGUACAAAGUAAGACUGAACAUCUGUCUGCUGAUGGACUCAUUUCUGAAAACUGGACUUCUUCAGAUGUUGGUCUGCAGGAGGUUUUAGAUGAACAUAAGAUCAGUCUGAGGAGGAGAUGUGAGCGUGUGACUGAAGGAAAUGAUGAAACAGGAAGUAGAACCCUCCUCAACAGGAUCUACACUGAGCUCUACAUCACAGAGGGACACAGUGAAGAGGUUCAUACCCAACAUGAGGUGAGGCAGCUGGAGACAGCUUCCAAGAUGGACGCCCUCCAUGACGCUCCAAUCAGGUGCCAGGACAUCUUUAAAGCCUUCCCUGACCAGCAGAGACCCAUCAGAGUGGUUCUGACCAACGGCGUGGCUGGUGUUGGAAAAACCUUCUCAGUGCAGAAGUUCACUCUGGACUGGGCAGAGGGCUUGGAGAACCAACAUGUCAGUGUGGUGGUUCUGCUUUCAUUCAGGGAGCUGAACCUGAUCAGAGAUGAGCAGUACAGUCUUCUGGAGCUGCUCCAUGUUUUCCAUCCAACAUUACAGAAGGUCACAGCAGAGAAGCUGGCUGUCUCUCAGCUUUUGUUCAUCUUUGACGGCCUGGAUGAAAGCAGACUUUCAUUGGAUUUCACCAACAGGAAGCUGCUGUCUGAUGUCACACAGAAGUCAUCAGUCAGCCAGCUGCUGACAAACCUCAUCCAGGGGAAUCUGCUUCCCUCGGCUCUCGUCUGGAUAACUUCCCGACCUGCAGCAGCCAAUCAGAUCCCUCCUACAUGUGUCGACAGGCUAACAGAAGUACGAGGCUUCACUGACGCCCAGAAGGAGGAGUACUUCUGGAGGAGAUUCAGUUAUGAAGAGCUGUCCAGCAGAAUCAUCUCCCACAUGAAGACAUCCAGGAGCCUCCACAUCAUGUGUAGAAUCCCAGUCUUCUGCUGGAUCACUGCUACAGUUCUGGAGCACAUGUUGACUACAGAGCAGAGAGGAGAGCUGCCCAAGACCCUGACUGACAUGUACUCACACUUCCUGCUGGUUCAGACAAAGAGGAAGAAGAACAAGUACCAUGAGGGACAUGAGACGAGUCCACAGGAGCUGACGGAGGCUGACAGGGAAGUUCUUCUGAAGCUGGGGAGGCUGGCGUUUGAACAUCUGGAGAAAGGAAACAUCAUGUUCUACCAAGAAGACCUGGAGCAGUGUGGUCUGGAUGUGACAGAGGCCUCGGUGUACUCAGGAGUUUGUACAGAGAUCUUCAAAAGAGAGUGUGUGAUCUUCCAGAAACCAGUCUACUGCUUUGUUCAUCUGAGCAUUCAGGAGUUUCUGGCUGCAGUCUACAUGUUCCACUGUUUCACCAACAGGAAGACAGAGGUGCUGAAGAAGUUUUUGGGAAAAAAAUACAACGAGUCCUCUCUGGAUGAUUUCCUUAAACGAGCCAUGUAUAAAUCCCUCCAGAGUAAAAAUGGCCACCUGGACCUGUUUGUUCGCUUCCUUCAUGGCCUCUGUCUGGAGUCCAACCAGAGACUCUUAGGUCUGCUGGGUCAGACAGAGAUCAGUCCAGAAACCAUCCAGAGAGUCACCGACAACCUGAAGGAGAUGAACCGUGAUAAAAUCUCUCCUGACAGAAGCAUCAACAUCUUCCACUGUCUGAUGGAGAUGAAUGACCUCUCAUUAUUUCAGGAGAUCCAAGGGUACCUGAAGUCAGAGAACAGAUCAGAGAAGAAACUCUCUGAGAUCCAGUGCUCAGCUCUGGCCUUCAUACUGCAGAUGUCAGAGGAGGUUCUGGAUGAGUUGGACCUGCAGAAGUACAACACAUCACCGCCGGGACGACGCAGACUGAUUCCAGCUGUGAGGAACUGCAGAAAGGCUCGACUAACUCAGUGUGGACUCUCAGAGACUCACUGUGAAGUUGUGGCCUCAGCUCUGAAGUCCAACCCCUCCUGUCUGACAGAGCUGGUCAUGAGUCUGAACAACCUGCAGUGUUCAGCAGUGAAGCUUCUGUGUGCUGGACUGGAGAGUCCAAACUGUCGACUGGAGACUCUGAGACUUGAGGGCUGUGGUUUGUCAGAGAUCAGCUGUGAUUAUCUGGCAGCAGCGCUGAAGUCCAACCCCUCAUAUCCCAGAGUGCUGGACCUGAGUGGAGACUACAAAAACCUGCAGGAUUCAGGAGUGAAGCAACUGUGUGUUCUUCUGGAGAAUUCACGAUGUCGAUUUGAAACUCUAAAAUUGAGGAGCUGUGGUUUGUCAGAGAUCAGCUGUGAUUAUCUGGCAGCAGCACUGAAGUCCAACCCCUCCCAUCUGAGGGUGCUGAACCUGAGCUCCAACAACAACCUGCAGGAUUCAGGAGUGAAGCAUCUGUGUGGUUUUCUGGAGAGUCCAGGAUGUAAACUUGAAACUCUGAGAUUGGAGGAGUGUGGUUUGUCAAAGAUCAGCUGUGAUUAUCUGGCUGCAGCACUGAAGUCCAACCCCUCCCAUCUGAGAGAGCUGGACCUGAGCUUCAACAACCUGCAGGAUCCAAAUGUGAAGCAGCUAUCUGAUCUUAAGCAGAGUCCAGACUACAGACUGGAGACCCUGAGACUGAGUGGCUGCAAUCUUUCAAAAAGAAGCUGUGAAGCUUUGUCCUCAGUCCUCUGCUCACAGCCCUCUGGUCUGAGAGAGCUGGACCUGAGUAACAACAUACUUCAAGAUUCAGCAGUGACGCUUCUGUCUGUUGGAGUGGCGAGUCAACAUUGUAAACUUGAAACUCUUCGAUUAAGUCACUGUUUCCUCUUAGAGAGAAGCUGUGAAGUUCUGUCCUCAGUUCUUAGCUCCCCAUCCUCUAGUCUGAGAAAGCUGGACCUGAGUAACAACAACCUACAGGAUUCAGGAGUCAAGCUUCUGUCUGUUGGAUUGGCAAGUCCACACUGUAAACUAGAAACUCUCAGACUGAGUGGCUGUAACCUCUCAGAGAGAAGCUGUGAAGCUCUGUCCUCAGUUCUCAGCUCCCAGUGCUCUUGUCUUAGAGAGUUGGACCUUAGUAACUGUGACCUGCAGGAUUCAGGAGUGAAGCUUCUUACUGCUGGUCUAAAGAGCUCACAGUGUGUAGUGGAAAUUCUCAGUCUGUCAGGCUGUCUGAUCACAGAGGAAGGCUGUACUUCUCUGGCCUCAGCUCUGAGCUCCAACCCCUCCCAUCUGAGAGAGCUGGACCUGAGCUACAAUCAUCCAGGAGACUCAGGAAUGAAGCUGCUUUUGGCUGGAGUGAAGGAUCCAGGCUGGAGGCUGGACACUCUCAGACUUUCAGGAUGUAACCUAUGUGAGAGAAGCUGUGAAGCUCUGUCCUCGGUUCUCUGCUCCCAGUCCUCUUGUCUGGAAGAACUGGACCUGAGUAAUAAUGACCUGCAAGAUUUAGGAGUAAAGCUUCUGUCUGCUGGCUUGAAGAGUCCAAUUUGUACACUGAAAACUCUCAGGCUGUCAGGCUGUCUGAUCACAGAGGAAGGAUGUACUUCUCUGGCCUCAGCUCUGAGCUCCAACCCCUCCUAUAUGAAAGAGCUGGACCUGAGCUACAAUCAUCCAGGAGACUCGGGAAUGAAGCUGCUGUCGGCUGGACUGAAGGAUCCAUGCUGGAGACUGGACACUCUCAGGGUGGAGCCUGCUGGAGUCGGAUGGUUGAGACCAGGUCUGAGGAAGUAUUCCUGUCAACUCACAAUCGACACAAACACAGUUCACACAAACCUUCAACUGUCUGACAACAACAGGAAGGUGACACAUGUGAAGGACAUUCAAUCAUAUCCUGAUCAUCCAGACAGAUUUGAUUCUUGGGCUCAGCUGCUGUGUAGAAAUGGUCUGACUGGUCGCUGUUACUGGGAGGUUGAGUGGCGAGGAGACGUUUAUAUAUCAGUGAGUUACAGAAGAAUCGGAAGGAAAGGAGAGAGUGAAGACUGUGGGUUUGGUUGUAAUGGUCAGUCCUGGAGUCUGAACUGCUAUGAUGAUGGUUCCCAGUGUGUCUGGCACAAUAACCGAGACACAUAUGUCUCCACAUCUUCCUCCUCAUCCUCUAUCUCUGGUAGAGUAGCAGUGUAUGUGGACUGUCCUGCUGGCACUCUGUCCUUCUACAGAGUCUCCUCUGACACUCUGAUCCACCUCCACACCUUCAACACCACAUUCACUGAAACUCUUUAUCCUGGAUUUAGACUCCAUCCUGAUUCGUCAGUGUGCCUGUAA
This is a messenger RNA of Pelmatolapia mariae (spotted tilapia), 7233 nucleotides long. RefSeq lists its product as uncharacterized. NCBI's taxonomy places the organism in Eukaryota, Metazoa, Chordata, Actinopteri, Cichliformes, Cichlidae. The record is from RefSeq and is a predicted model, not a curated record. Gene Ontology annotation, biological process: intracellular signal transduction. The transcript is spliced from 24 exons. Gene Ontology annotation, molecular function: nucleic acid binding; protein binding. Bases 1 to 7233 code for a protein of 2410 amino acids.